AUACGACCCUGCACGGCCGCACGUCGCUGGUGCACGAUCUAUUGCGUAUAUAGGACCCUGAACCUUCUCGUGCCGCAGUGUCCAAACCUUCUUUCUUGGUUUUGCUUCAAUUCAUCCAUUGCGACCGCAGAGCAAGCACAAUUGCGGUGCAGCCGACGUAAUCCCGCAACAGUACCGAGGAACUCCAGGCAGCGCUGGUGAGCACGCGCGCAGGGUAGUACAUUUUGCGUAACAGUGUGCUUGCUUCUCGAAAGUCACCUUUUAAUCCUGCUCUGGCAGAAGACGAAGAGACAAACCGCCCGUCAUGUCUCUUUCCGAACGCCUCACAACGAUGGAGGAGUACCAGCCGUGGAGUGCACCCGGCAGCCGCGAAUCGUCGCGCAACCGUAAGAUGUCGUUCAAUCCAGUCGGAACGUGGACCGAGGCUGCAGGAGAGGUGCAGCCUGUAGGAGCAUUUGAAGUACCGAAGUGGAAAAGAUAUCUGCAGGUAUGCUUGGCUUGCAUUUACUGCCUGUUCGCGGCUGGGGUUGUAUUUGGCUUUGCAGCAAUCAAGCCAGUGCUACUAGAAGAGGGCGUGUACAGAGACAGAUGCUCUGAGCAAGAGCUGAAGGACGAUGUACGAGUGUGCUACGAGCAGGAGCUGAGGCUCAACCUGAUGUUCACCAUCGCCGCCGUCUCCACGAACGUCGUCGCACUCCCUGUCGGCACAAUACUGGACCGCUAUGGACCUCGAGUGUCCGGGAUAAUUGGAGCGAUUUCGAUCACGAUAGGAUCGGUGCUGUUCGCCUUUGCAGCGCAGCUUCCUUUCGAUGCGUACAUUCCUGGAUAUUUGUUCCUGGCCCUCGGCGGACCAUUCGUGUUCAUCUCGUCUUUCCAGCUCAGCAACACAUUCCCGCAGUACUCGGGAUUGAUUCUGGCUCUCCUCACUGGUGCAUUCGACACUUCGAGCGCUAUCUUCCUAUUCUACCGCUUGAUGUACCAAGCCACCGACGGUGCCUUCACACCCAAGAAAUUCUUCCUUGUAUAUCUGAUAGUCCCUGCGUACAUCCUGCUGGUGCAGAUCUUCUUCAUGCCCUCCACCUCCUACAAGACGGUCGGUGAGUUGGUCAACGAAGUAGAAGAGAGCAACAGCGUGCACGACUCAGAUGACGAGAUCGAGGACCAGACCACGGUUCGGGGCCUGCAGGACGCCCGCCGCGCACACAGAGACAGCAUCGCCAGCGAGAUCACCGCUCUGCUGGGCACAAAAGAUGGCGCGGACCAGGCGAAGGAGGAAGAGACGAAACGCAACAAGUCAGGUGUCUGGGGAGCGCUGCAUGGACGCACUGCGGUAGAGCAGAUCAAGACGCCGUGGUUCAUCUUCAUCACGCUUUUCACCGUUCUGCAGAUGACGAGGAUCAACUACUUCGUCGCAACUAUCCGCUCGCAGUACACCUACAUCUUCCACGACUACUCCAAGGCAGUCGAGAUCAACAACUUCUUCGACGUUGCACUGCCCGUGGGCGGCAUCAUCUCGAUUCCGUUCAUCGGCAUCAUCCUGGAUAACACCAGCACCACCUUUACCUUGUCACUGUUGGUUACCAUCGCGACUUCAAUCGGUGUCCUCGGUGUGAUCCCUGAGACCUGGGCUGCGUACGGGAACAUCAUCUUGUUCGUGCUCUACCGACCUCUCUACUACACAGCAGUCUCCGACUACUCAGCCAAGGUGUUCGGAUUCGCCACGUUCGGCAAGGUCUACGGACUGAUCAUCUGCUCGGCCGGCCUCCUCAACUUCUCGCAAUCUGCGCUCGACGCUGCGACCCAUAAAGUGUUCAAGAACGACCCAGUGCCAAUCAAUGUCAUUCUCUUGGGUCUCGCACUGCUUGUUGGCAUCUGUCUUGUUGCUUUUGUGUACAGCAAGAGCCACAAGAUUAUGAGGGAGAAUAUCGAAGAGGAGGCCGAGGAAGCCAGCGAGAGGCUGAUGCCUGGUGGCAGCAUUGGCGCGCAAGACUACGGCGCUGUCAAUGCAAAUGGAGAGGAGGAAGAGAGGAGGGGUCGUAAGAUGUAAGGCAGAUGAAAAGUUUGGUUGAUUACGAGCAGAGAUGGACCUUCCCUUCACGACUGAUGCUUUUUCCAUUGUAGCGCUUCCGAGUCACGUUGGGCGUUUGGGUUGCACAGCGAGGCGUUCGGUUGGCCUUACGGUGUUAUCUCCUUCUGGGCUUGGACUUCUUGCAGAUCAGCGUGGAGUCUGCCUUGUGUUUCUUUGGCAUCUCCUAGUCUUCCUAUACACCGUGCUCUUGUACAUGGCAUAACUGUACAUACCAGGUAAACAAAACGUCUAUUAUCACUA
This is a messenger RNA of Boeremia exigua, 2329 nucleotides long. Its product is annotated as major facilitator superfamily domain-containing protein. Gene Ontology annotation, cellular component: fungal-type vacuole membrane. Lineage: Eukaryota; Fungi; Ascomycota; Dothideomycetes; Pleosporales; Didymellaceae. The record is from RefSeq and is a predicted model, not a curated record. The transcript is spliced from 4 exons. Bases 305 to 2047 code for a protein of 580 amino acids.